Molecule: messenger RNA, 1293 nt
Organism: Mya arenaria
Lineage: Eukaryota; Metazoa; Mollusca; Bivalvia; Myida; Myidae
Exons: 4
Coding region: 165-872 (235 amino acids)
Source: RefSeq, a predicted model, not a curated record
CAUUAAUAGAAAAUAAGGUUAAAAGAUAAUAAUUCAAAAUCCCAACCAUCAAGCGCCAUUGGGCAAGUAUAAUGUUGCAAAGUGUGUUGAUAUUACGGACUUCGAUGAUGGGAGGUGGAUUAUACGACUAUAUUUAUACAUGGAAACUCUAGAAAGUAGAAACCAUGGAGAAAGGGCAGGGAGAAAACCCGCCUCCAUACGACGAACAACAGGCACAGAACAGUCAGAAUCAACCGCAGGUACAAUAUGUACAACCACAAAAUAGUCAAGGGCAACCACAGUAUGGCCAGGGACAACCACAGUAUGGCCAUGGACAACCACAGUAUGGCCAUGGACAACCACAAUAUGGCACUGGUCAACCACAAUAUGGCCAUGGACAACCACAAUAUGGCCCGGGGCCGGGACACCAGGGGCAGCAUUUCGGCCCACCGCCUCCAGGACAGGUCGUCUACAUCCAGCAACCUGUGCACGGGGCACAUCCCUCAACGGGCGAGCAGAAUAUGGCGAACGCCAGAGAACGCGGUCGAACAUACGGUCACGGCGGCUGGUCUAACCACCUAUGUGGCUGCUUUAACAACAUCCAUCUGGCCCUGUCCGCCUUGAUCGUGCCCUGCGCUACUUACGGACAGACGGCCGAACAUGCCGGAGAGUGCAACUGCAUUCUCGCAACUAUGGCGUUUUUCGUGCCCAUAUACAACCUGAUCCUGUGGGCCCAGGUGCGCGGAAAGAUCAGGGAGCUCAAGGGCAUCCCGGGCACGAAUGUUUCCGAUUGGCUCACCAUCAUCUUCUGCAGUUAUUGCGCCCUUGUCCAGGAAGCACAGGAAGUGCAACCCAUGGCCGCCCCCGCCGCCAUUUCCAUGAGCCGCCAGUAGCUCCCGCAACUGUCGCCAUCUCAUUGUUUCCGUCCGUGUCGCCAUUGGUGAAAACAAAGCCAUGUUACAAGUGUUUAUGAGUCUGGUUUCAUUAAUUUAAUUGCCAGUGCAGUGUAAUACUUUCAGACUUACUCAACUCAAAAUUUUGACUGUCACGAUUGCGUAUGUGCCAUAUAUAUGUGCCUAUAUAAGCCCGAGUCUGUGAUAGACAUUACCUUUUAGAAGUAAAACUUUUAAAAUGGUCUGCUGCUAUAUUUUAUUAUUUCUUUGAUUUUUGAAUGCACGUUUUAUGCAAACACAUAUAUUAUAUAUAUUAAAGUUGUACUAAAAAUUUACAAGAAACACAAAUAAGAACACUGUCUUAGCAAAACGAUUUAGAAGAUAAAUCUAAGAAUAAAAUGCUGUGACAAUCAAAACGCCA